This is a messenger RNA of Corylus avellana, 680 nucleotides long. Its product is annotated as C2H2 and C2HC zinc fingers superfamily protein. Lineage: Eukaryota; Viridiplantae; Streptophyta; Magnoliopsida; Fagales; Betulaceae. The record is from RefSeq and is a predicted model, not a curated record.
CCGGCCCUCUCUCUCCCUCUCCCUCUCUCUCUAUAUACUACUUUCCAUCCCCGGCCAUAUCAAUUUUGCGCCAAAACGAGAUCGCCGGAAAAGGGUCUCUCGGUAUGGAGUCCGGCAAACAAGGAGGGUCGGAAACUUCAAGCGAAGAGAAUGAUCAUGAUCGGCAAGAACAAGUGAAAGACGAGAUGGGCAGUAAAAGCUCGUACGAGUGCACAUUUUGCAAGCGGGGCUUCGACAACGCGCAGGCCUUGGGAGGGCAUAUGAACAUCCACAGGAAAGAUCGAGCCAAGACCAAGAAAAUCAGAAGCCCUUCGCUUUCAAACAAAGCAAACGAGGAGGACUACAUCCCUUCUUCUACAUAUAUUUCACCGGUUUCAUGCGAAGCAUCAAAGUAUUCCCCAGUUUUCGAGGCGCAAUUGCAAAGGAAUUGUCAUACGUAUUUUCAGCCACACCCACACGCUAAUUUCCAUCAAAGUGAUUUGUUUGGGUCCAAGUGUUUGAACCAACAACUUUUGGGUGCAAAUUUGAGCCUUCAAAUCGGCUCCAUGCAAGUAGAGGAUGAUGGAAUGAAGAGGGGAGUUAACAACGAUGAAGAAGUGGAUUUGGAGCUUCGACUAGGUCAUGAUCCACACUGAAUCUGGUUUCUUUGUGAAGGAUUAUAUAUAUAUAUAGACUAUAUG